AUGAAACUACCUAGACGGUCACAGAGGCCACUAAGCAGGCGCUCUCGCUUACUGAUCGCUUUAGCAGCUUUCGUUGUGUUAGGAUGGAUCACCCUCGUACUACAGAUGAUGCCGCUGUUCGGAUACUUUCCAGAAUCUGGAUCCCAGCGAGACGUAGGAAAUGUCUUACGAGUGCAGACUUUUGAGGAGGCAAAGGUUAGUAGGAAGGAGGUGUUGGAGGCAGAUCGACUCCACUUGAGUCUACUGCAUGAAAAUUGUGUCCAGGAUCCCAGUGCCUCACUGCCGUGGACAUUUGGGAGUCCAGGUUAUCAACUCCCGAACGCAACAGCAAGCAACCCAGAGGUUUUGAUGCACCAGGAUGACCCGGACAUCUUGGCAAAACUUCGACAAUGCCCCGACGUGGACAUUUUUCUGCCAGUUGGUAUACACGGAAACGGGUACUGUGAAGAUGCCGUGGCGUAUGUAAAGUAUUUAAAGUCGCGACUGCUGCUGCAGUGGACACUCGAAGUCAAGCUCUUUGAUCCGGAUCUCGGGCGCGAAGUCGACUACUUUGACUUGUGCCCGAAAACGCCCGUGAUUUUCUUCAACCACUACUGGGAUGGAGUGCCAUCGAUGCCCCGUUGGCCCAAGGACAAACCCAUCUACGUGAUGCCAAACAUUGAGAUGUUUGAAAUGACGGCCAACGAUUACUGGAAAGUGACUGCGGUGCUCUGCAAGACAGAGGUGUGUUACGACAGAGUGACGAGAUGGUACGAACAAGAGGGGAACCCGCUCGAUACAAGGGUGUUCUACACGAAGCACACGUCGUCAGAUCAGGCCGACUUUGCUCGCAAACGCCUGGGCGAAGAGGCUAUUGCCCCGAAAGACUUUUCUACCAUCAAGUUCAUCCACACAGCAGGCACUAGCAAUCUCAAAGGCACAAGGCAGCUGGUAGAGUGUUGGGUGAGUGAGCCUGAUCUGCCUCCCCUUGACGUGUACAUUGACACGGGGGCAUUCAAUGCAACGAUCAAUGACGGCUUGAGGAAAUCGAUGCAGCACAGUCGUAGUCCACUUAACGUCAACGUAGGUAUGAUCGAGCGCUCCGCGUUCACUAAGCUGACUGCAGAGGCGGCAUUUUUCAUGUGUCCGAGUGUGAGCGAGGGCUAUGGCCACUACAUCAACCAGGCACGUGCCGCUGGAGCGGUGGUUAUCACCACUGAUCUACCUCCGAUGAAUGAGCUCAUUGUCUCGAGCCGGACAGGCUUCCUGAUCCCAGUUGAGCGACGUGAGGAGUCGAGGCAGAUUAUGGGUGGCGCUUACAAGGAGGCGCACGGUCUGAAAAGCGUCGAUGGACUGGUUGGAUCAUUCGGCGGUCCCGAAGUGUGCAAAGCUGUUCAAGAAAUGGUCAAGUCCACGACAGCUGAACAGCGAGCUGCAAUCGGAGCCAACGCCCGCCGAGCCUAUAAUGCAGACACGUUCUUCUUUGCCAGCGCCAUGGAAGAGGUUCUUGAAUUUGCAAGACGCGGCAUGGACGUGAACUAA
This is a messenger RNA of Peronospora matthiolae, 1521 nucleotides long. Lineage: Eukaryota; Oomycota; Peronosporomycetes; Peronosporales; Peronosporaceae. The record is from the annotation of a GenBank genome assembly.